Panthera uncia (snow leopard) is the source of this 13999-nucleotide messenger RNA. RefSeq names its product aspartic peptidase retroviral like 1 (gene ASPRV1). Gene Ontology annotation, molecular function: aspartic-type endopeptidase activity. The record is from RefSeq and is a predicted model, not a curated record. Bases 10957 to 12084 code for a protein of 375 amino acids. The transcript is spliced from 4 exons. NCBI's taxonomy places the organism in Eukaryota, Metazoa, Chordata, Mammalia, Carnivora, Felidae. Gene Ontology annotation, biological process: proteolysis. Gene Ontology annotation, cellular component: membrane.
UUUAUUAUUUAGUGUAUGUUAUUUUUUUGUCUUUUUGAUUUAUGAGAGAACUUGAUACAUAUUCAGGCUAUUAACUCUUCUUCUUUCUUAUAUAACAAAUACUUUAUCCUAGAUUGUCAUUUGUCCUUUAGUUUUGUUCACUAUUUAAGAAUUCAUAAAUCUAAAAUGUCCAUGUAAUCAAGGUAGUCUUUAUAGGCUUUCCAUACCAUUGGGCUGGAGGUGGCAGCUGUGACUGGAAGCAGAGAGGCCCAUGGGCAAUCCUUGAGCUGGUAACAGGGGUGACAGGUGAGGCCCUCAGUGGGGGUCAGUCUGGAGAAGAUCAAGCUGGACAGAUUCAAGACAGAAUGGAGAGGUGGCCAAGAAGUGGUAACCUUGGGAAGGGGGAGAAUGAGGAAGGAGCAGGAGGAGUGUAAGGUGAUUCACAGGGUGCUGACCUGGAUGGCAGAGUGAGCAAUUGGAGGAUGAGCCAGAAUUGGGAAUGCAUGAAAAAGUAGGGGUGGGGGACAGGGGCAGAGAUUAUUAUAAUUCUCCUUGGGAUUGUUGAUGGAAGCUCCUGGUGGAGAGAACUUGGUAUUUGGAUCUCUAGGCCUGGCGUGUGUUUCUGUCUUUGUGUUAGGCUUAGAAAGGCUUUAUCUGCUACAGAGUUAUAUGUUCACAUAAAUUUUCAAUACUUAAAUGGUUUCUUUUUUUUUUUUAAUUUACAUUUAAUUCUUAGUCUAGAUGGAGUUUGUCAUAUUUUGGUGAAUUGUGAGAGUUAAGGAUUUAACUUCUUUUUCCUGGUCACUAAUAAUUAAAAUACCUAUUCUUAGCCUCCUGGUCUGAAAUACUGAUUGCAUCUUACAUUUCCAUGUAUACCUGGGAUUCUCUGGUCUGUUCCAAUGAAUUGUCUGUUCCUACCGUCUGUUUUGAUCACAUUUUCUUUAAAUAUAUCUUAAUAGGUGCUAGUGUGAGGUAUACUUCAUCACACUUCUUUUCUCAGAUUUUUCUUUGUUCUUUUAGGAUAGACUUCAAAAUCAAUGUGCCAAGUGACUGCACAGGGGAGCUAGAAACAUGAGUGAUCCCAGUGGAGUCCUUAUCCAACCAUAACAGGAGCUGGAUUUGAUGGGGCUGGACUUCUUGAUGCAGAAAUCACAUGGUCCUUUAAGGAAGAAGCCCCUCACUGCCAUUGACUUCUACUUGGGGGUAUUCCCCAGUCUCUGACCCAAAGACAGUCCUGUGGACCUUCAGAGCUCCUGUGUCUCUGCUGCUGUGGCUAGCCACAUGCUCCCCACUGUAGCCAAGCCAUCCUAUACUGGGGUUUUCCUGUCCAUCUUGCAGGGGAUCCUGCCUCCAGGUAGUGCUGUCUUCAACCCUGGUCUCCUCUAAGGAUUUCUUGUGGGUUAGCUCUGAGAAUCUUUUCUUAAUCUGUUCUUAAAUGUGUUGUUCCGGAAAGAAUUCUUCAUAAUCACCAGCACUGUGAUGGCUUUUUCCUAGUUUCUUCUGUGCAUGCCUGUUUGUACUGAUUUCACAUUUGCUUGGGUCUUUCUUUUUAUUUCUUUUUUUUUUUUUUAAUGUUUAUUUAUUUUGAGAGAGGGAGAGAGAGACUCUCAAGCAGGCUCCGUUUUGAGCAUGGAGCCCCAUGCAGGGCUCAAUCUUACCAACCAUGAGAUCAUGACCUGAGCUGAAAUCAAGCAUCGGACACUUAACCAACUGAACCACCCAAGUGCCCCUUUAUUUUAUUUCUUUAUUUUUGUAGUCCUUUCUUAAGUGACUUUUCCAGGAUUUUUAAAAAUAUAUUUUGAGAGAGAGGGAGGGAGAAAGAGAAUCCCAAGCAAGCUCCGUGCUAUCAGCAUGGAGCCGAACGUAGGGCUCGAUCUUACACCUGAACCGAAAUCAAGAGUCGGAUGCUUAACUGCAGGCGCCCCUCAGGAUCUUUUUUACUGAGGAGUAGUGAAUGUACUGUAAACUCACAAAUCCUAAGCACACAUCUCAGUGAAUUUUUAUAAUGUGUACACUCUAUAACCACCACCAUGAUCAAGAUAUUUCUUUUUUUUUAAAUACAAUUUAUUGUCAAAUUGGCUAACAUACAGUGUGUAAAGUGUGCUCUUGUUUUUUGGGGUAGAUUCCCGUGGUUCAUCCCUUACAUACAACACCCAGUGCUCCUCCCAACAAGUGCCCUCCUCAAUACCCAUCACCCAUUUUCCCCUUUCCCCGCCACCCCCCAAGAUUUUUCUUGUUGCAUGAAGGAGCUGUUGUGGGAGGUUGGAUGGAGAAGGGUAUCAUGAGUGUGUCCCCAAGCUAAGGAGGGAGCUACACAUCAAGUCAUGUCUAUACAGUGGUGUAGAGAGCAGAAUGGUUAGAAGUGGUGGGUCAUGUUUUGGUCCUGCCUCUAACUAUGACACUUUUGUGCCUCAGUUUCAACAACUGUAAAAUGGGAGUAGAUGAUAGCUCCUACCUCACAAGGUUGUCAUGAAGAUUACAUGAGGCAGUGCAUGUAAGCUCUAUGCCCCCAACCUAGACUCCAAGAUCAAGAGUUGCAUGCUUUACUGACUGAGCCAGCCAGGUGCUCCAUACAUCUGUGAUAAGAUUUGAGAGGGCCUGUUGUUAUAUAUUUACCAGCACACCACUGGGCAAAUUGCCUUAGGCUGAGGAGAGACCGGAGACCAGAUUGGACUCUUUGGAAAGAUUCCCAGAAGAGGGAGGGACUCAUCGAUGGAAAGACGCUUCCAUCAAUGGAGAGAGGAGGGAUGGGUAAGUGAGGCUUAGGUACAGGGAUUAGGCUGGAGGGGUAGAGAGUUCUGAGAAAGGAUGCAGGGGUGAGGAGAAUCUGGGGUGGGAGGCAGCUGGGCUUCACUAUUUCCUCUGCCAAGUAGGAUGCAAGCUGUGUCCUGAGAGUGAGAGGCAGACAAGUGAGGAACGGAGGCGGGAUGAAGGUUUGGCCCAAGUGAUCAGUGAGGGACACAGAGAAGGGACCUGGGAGGAUGAGGCUGACUCAGGAAGCCAGGGGAUGACCAUAGUGGCAGAACUGUAACCAUGUGGGUUACAAGGUGGGGGAGUGACCUAGAUUUUGGCCAUAGGCCAAGCCCUGCAGUGAGGAUUGCUAUUUUAUCUCCCGGGACAAUCCUGGAGGAAAUCAACGCUGGGAGAGGUUAAGUCCUUUAUCCAAGGCCCAGAGCCAGUUAGCGGCUGAGUCAGGAUGCAAACUGAGGCAGCUAGGCUCUGUUGACAAGGCAGGAGCUUGCACAGUGGCACAUCUCUCCUUGGCAAAGCCCCUUAGACUAUGCAAAUAGGAAUCUCUUCAGGACAGAGAUCGGCAGGGUAGGUGUGGCCAGCCACUUGGCAAGGGUUUCAGGGCAUCAAAAGUACUGGCAAAGCCUCCUCAGCCUGUGGCCCGUCUGGUGUUUGCCAGCCAGCACAUUCUUGCCACCACUCCACAGUGUCUACUGAAAGCGAAUGAUAAUGAAUUGGCUUGCAUUUUGUAAGUUUCUUCGUUACUUUGUUUCCUAAUAACUCAUUCUUAUUGUACUUUUAAAACAUAAAGUACAUGCAGACUGGGAACUUAGAAAAUCAGUCCUUCCCCUUAGAACACUUGAGAAGCACUGUUCUAACCCAUCCUUCUAAUCACAUUGCUCCUCUGCUAGAAACCCUGAGUGAUCCGUGCUGGCUGUAGCAGAGGUUUCAGAUGGUAGGUGGGGACUGGUUUGUGGAACUUAAUUACAUGUGUCAUUACCAGCGUUAAAAGAAAAAGAAGUCAAGUGAAAUAGAAGAUAUCAGAUUAUAUUACAUGUAGUAAAUACAUUUUUGUUUCAUUUGGUUAUAUAUUUCAUAUAUUAUAAUGCAUGUUUGUACUAGCGUAUGAUGGAAAAUGUCUGUCUUUCUAUGAUCACGGUAAAUAAAAAUGUUUGAGUGCCACUGGUCUGCAGAUAAAGAUGACAUUGCCAGGCCUGGUGUUCCAAGUGUAAGGGGGAGAGUGAUUGCUGAGGAAGAGCAGGCAAUGCUUCCUGGGAAACGAGCAAAGGUGAGCUGGGUUUGGAGGAUGUCCAGGUUAUGGAUGAGCAGAGGGAACAGUAUUAGCAAAGUCAGAAAGACCAUGACUUUCAUGCCUAGAUUGUGUGUCCAACUCCAAGAGGGCCUGGGUCAUGCCACUGGGGACUUGCAGAUAGCAUAAGAGUUGUAGUACCUGUGAUAGGAGCUUAGGGGACAGAGCCCAUAAGUCUGCCAGGGAAAUCAGGGAGACUUCCCAGAGGUGGCAGUUCCUUAGAUGAGGAGAGUUGGGGUUUGCCAGAACAACAGGCAUGUGGAAAAAGCCUGGUCAAGUGAGGAUCUUAUAAAGAGGCACAAGAAAGCCCAUCAUGUUUGGGGAACCAUGAGCCACUUGGUAUAGGUGGAGCAUGAAUUAGGGAGGAGGACUUCAUGUGCUGUGUUGUAAGUUGAGAUUUUAUUUUGGGAUGAGGAGCCAUGGGGGAAUUUUGAGCAGAAGGAUGACAUGAAUGUUCCUACAUCUCAGGACUCUGGCAACCUGAGGAGAGUAGAUUAAUGGAGAGGAUACCUGCAGGACCAUUACUGCAAUAGUUGGGCCUGAAGGAAGGCAGUGGGGGUGCAGGGGGGAGACUCAGGAGGAGCCAGCAGAACUUGGCCACCCGUCCGUGAUUGGAUUGGGCACUAAGAGAAGGGAGCAGGCAAGGGUGACCCCCACUGUGGCUGACUCAGGAAACUGGCUGGGUGAUGGUACCUUUUGCCCAGAAAAAGAACACAGGGGGCCGAGAGGGUCCGAGGGACAAGAUAACAUGUUCACUGUUGAAAGGGGCACCUGACUGGCUCAGUCAGUAGAGUGUGCGGCUCUUGAUCUCAGGGUCAUGAGUUCAAGCCCCAUGUUGGGUGUAGAGAUUACUAAAAAAAAGAAAAGAAAAGAAAAGAAAAGAGAAAAGAAAAGAAAAUGGCACCUAUAGGUGGGCAUGACAAUGGAAUCUCUCUGCUGGAAUAGAGGAGAGAGAUUAGGCCAGGGAUACAGCCUGGGGAGAGUGCAGAGUGAGGAGAAAGCACUAUCAAGGGGGCCUCAGGGAGAAAGGAGCUCAUGAGAGACUGAGGGGAGUGGUCUUUGAGGCACAAGAUCCAGAAAUUUGGGUCCCAGGAGCCAAUGGGGCAGAAAAGACUUAGGGGGAAAACCAGUCAUGCAAAUGCUUCAGAAAACCAAAUUCCCUGAAGGAGCCAUGGGAUGUGGCCAUUUGGGAGGCCAGUGAUGCACCAUCAAGGGUGCAGAGGUGGGUGGUGGGGCAGGAGCCAGAGGCUUUGGGAGAGAGUGGGGUAACACAGUGAGGCAGGGAGGAAGCAGGGCUGCACCUUUGUGCAAAUCAGAAAGGGGUCCCCUGCCUCCAGGCAGAUUAACCCCCUCAUCCCAGCAUGCUGGCCUGGCCAGAGGAUGCGGGCUGGGCUUUGGCCCUGUGUGCCCCACCAUCAACAUGCCAAUGCCCUGAGUGUAGGCCAGCCUUUCCAGAAAUAGGAAAGAAGGAGAGAAGGAGUCAUUGACCAAGGAGAGUGCUUGGUCAUAGACCAAGACCACGUGAGGGGUUUAUUUUUUUAGGAUGUGAGACACGGGUGCACGUUGACUUGGAUGAGAGAGGGGAACCUGUGACAAGACAGAGAGAUCUGCAAUAGGCUGGGUGGGCAGGUGGGCAGACAGGCAGGAAGGGGCAUGCCUCUGGUGUGCUAGGGGCAAGGCUGGUGUUGUUGCCAUGGAGAAAGGGAAGGGACUGAGGAGGAGCAGGGCUGUGUGCUGAGCCCACAGCCUGGGGCCCAGUGUGCAGGCCACUCCUGCUGGCAAGAGUCAGCUGAGAAUCUCUGCAGCUGAGCAGGGAUCCUGAGACACAGCUGAGACUGCCAGUCCCGGGGGACCAGUGGUUCCGGUGCCCAGGACCGGGUGACAUCUAGAAUGCAGGCUCUGGGUCGAGAACUGGGCAGACCAGGCUGGAGAGGUUCUUGGCACAGAGCUUUAGUUUACUUAAUUUACCUUUUACUGUGGAAAAUUUUCAAACACGCCCAAAGGUUGUGGGAAACUCAAACGAACCCUCUUAUCAUUAGACUUCAGUGAUUAUAAUGAUUGUCAGUAUUAUUGUAUGACCCCCCCCCCGUAAGUACUUUUUUAAAAACUUUAAAAAAAAUUGUUUAAUAGAUUUUUUUAGAGAAGUUUUAGGUUCACAGCAAAAUUGAGCAGAAGGUACAGAGAGAUUUCCCAUAUAUCCCUGGUUAAAAACUUUAUUUGGAAAUAAUUUUAAGCUUACAGAAAUUGCAAGGACAAGUUUCUUUAUUUUUAAAUCAUGUUUUUCUUAUUAGAGAAUAUGUUCUCAGAAUGUAUAUAGAGGAAAAUUAAGAUCAUUCAUGACCCUACCACCCCAAACUUGAAGACCUGAUGCCAUGCCCCACUGAAGCAGAAUGCCAGCAGCAGCUGUGGCCCCUGCUCCUAGGAGCUGUGCCACCCACCCUACACAUGCACACACCCACACCAACCCCAGGGCCCAGGCCUCAGCCUAGGCUGGGGGGGUUGUGCAGGAGUGGGGCAGGCAGUCGGGGCCCAGCUCAUGGUGGUGAGUACCCAGAGAGAGGAAGAAGGGAGGACAUCAUGUCCUUGGCCUCACACAGUCAGGGGGAGGCAGAGGGCAGGAUGACCCACUUUCAGAGUGGCGUGGCUGUGACUGGGACUGCUUCACAUGGUCAGUCUGCAUAUACAUGUCAGUCUUAAACUCUUCAAAAGGGGCUGUUAAACAUCUGUAUCCUGUUUUCAUUAGCUUGUAAGCCAUGGUGAUGGGGACCUGUCUAGUUCUCUGAGCUAACAAGUGUGCCCAGAGGCUAAUAAACAGCAGAUGCCUCUAAUAAAUAUGAUUUUAAUACUCAGUGUAAAUGUGUGUGCAAAUACAUCUGUGAAAUGAAAGGCAGGAGCUGAAUUCUAUAUGCAAGUUGCACAAUUUCUUAGCUGUUUUGAAAUAAGAACUGUAGUGUGACUGUGUAUGGAAGGUAUAGGUUUUGGACUACAGAAUGUGUGUACAGGGUGAAGGGAGUGUUUUUUUGUGGAUAGCCUAUAUAUGUGUGGUGUGAGGUAAGGGGUAUGUGUGUGUACGUAUAUGUUUGUGUCGUGUGUGUGUGAGUGUGUGUGUAUGUAAAAGAAGUCUCCGUCAGAUCGGUUGGAGAAAAAACCAGCUACAUAGUUUACAAGAUCUGGUGCGGAAUGAAAGUGUAGGGCCCCUUGUUCAAAAUUACUGGGAAUUUCAAGACAGCUGCAACAGCACGUCAAACCGAGCUUGGCCUUUCUGAGCGUGGAGCCCCAUAUGACUUUAUAGGUUGAACGCCCACGAUCCCUGGCUGGAGAGUGUGCACCUCCUUUCUCCCCUCAGCCUUCCUUUACUACCUUGGUAAGUCCUUGAAUCCCUUUGCUCUUUCCCCAUCUAGUUCCCGGGGUGAUUUGGGGAGUGUAUGGUGCUAGCCAGAGGCAGCCCAGAGAGGAGCUAUAGCAGGUGGCCUGCGCAUCUCCUGGUCCUCCUUACAUUUCAGUCUGGACCUCAUCACGGGUACCAUCAGGUGUCUCUCUGCUUCUUGCUAAAAAUAGUCUCCUGGGGAUGUGCACGCCCCCUCCAAGACCCCCCACUGCCCAUCAAGGGCUUCAGUUCCUGGGAGCCCUGAUGGGCCCUCUACUGAUCUUGUGCCACAUACCACAACUACCUGUGGGGAAGAGAUGGCAAAGGGGAUCAGCUGCUGCUGGGGCAGCACUGGGGCAGCAGAGCUCACAGCCCCGAAUUCUCAGUGAGGGGGUGUGGAGGGUGGGGACUCCUUAAGUCCUUCCUGUUUAUUGCCCUGAUUUACCUCCUCUCCAGUUAAGUAUGGUGUGCCUGCUUCAGAGCACACUCAGGAGAUGCUAAUGGAUAAUAAAGAGGGUGUUCCCGCCCCAAUACCUAUACUUGUCAAUAAUUAGCAAUGAUUUCCUAGGUUCUGGGAGGAGGCAAUGGCACCCGGCCUGCCCCAGCUGGUUUAACUCAUCAUUGUAGCAUUAGCAUAGCAAUUCCAAGGUCCCUGAGUGGGGUAUUCCACUCAUACCUGGGGGUAUUCCAGGUAUGGCUUCUCCCAAGGGUUAAGGGAAUUUGAGAAGUUACUUCACCAUGUUCCUGAUCCUAGCCAGAGACCGGUCCCUAAACUCAAGCCCUUCCAGCUCCCCUAGUAACCAUGGGACUCCUGUGGUCUUCUGUCCUGGGGAUUCCAGAUGGGACUGUGUGAACAGAAUGCCUGGAGGGCCUCCCUGAGGAAAGCCAAUGGCCUUAAGCCAAAGGACCCAGGAGUGUAAAGGUUGUUUGGGCAAGUGUACAGGGCAAGGUAGGCAAGAAAGGGGAUUCCGGCCCAAGUGAUUGAGCAGGAGUAGAGAUUUCAAUAAACUUGUUAAUCACUGGCCGUGGGGUUUGACCUGCCCCAGAGAGAGGGAGUGACAAAGGCCCCCAUGCAGGGGUGUGAUGACCAGCUGGCUUUCCAGGAAAAAAAAAAAAAAGCCCUUGUUAAGAAUCUUCCAAUGUCUGUGGUGUAAAUACUCCCACCAAGUCCAAUUUCAAGCUGCCACUGGUUUAACAACUGGCUUACAGAAUUCUUGAAUAUUUAACAGCCAGCUCUCACUUCCCAUUAGCUCACUGUCCCCACCAGAGGCCGUCAACAGCACAAGCCCCCAGGACCCAUCCGCAUGCCUCUCUGAGCCCAGGCUCCCACUUCCCUGGCUGUAUUGCAAAAUGUUAUGCACGCAUUGGACAGUGCAUGAGCCCAGGCUUGAGACAGGCCAUUUAGCCCUUCAUGCUCCUUGUGCUUCAGUCCUGGGGGAAGGCUGGCUGGUCAGCCUUGCGGCUUACCAUGAUGCUGCUGAGGUGAUGGAUGUGAAACGACUUUGCCAAAGUGAACAGCAAACCUAGUCAAGUGAAGUGCCACAGCCCAAGGCCUAGGGACUACCUAUUUCUAAUCUGGAGCAGUGGGGAAGUCUGACUCCAUGCCAACCACAAUGGUUUGACAAGCCCUAGUUUGGAGCAUCUAGCAGUUUGCCAUCUGACAAGCCACCCUGCCUCUCCCCUCCCUCAGUCACAUGCAGCUGCCUCACACACUCCCACUUCCAGGAGACCAGGUGUGCAGGGUGAUGAACACCAGGUAGCCAGGAAGCCACUAGGUCAGUUCCCUGAACCACAGAACAACACAACACCCAUCCCAGGGGUUGGGAAUCUAUCCACAAAAGUCCACUUGUAGAAGGGGCUUCCUGGUAUUGUGGCCAGGCCAUUUCUCUGGGUGCAGGGUUUUCAUUGUGCAAUCUUCUCAGAGACCCACCUGUACUUGACUCCUUCCCAGUGACUCCAUCUCUCCCUCCUCUGGGCUUCUGGAAUGGUACAAGGGCCCCACCUUACUUAGCCAGGCAUCUGUGAUGAGAGGUGUUGACCCAGCUGCCUCUCUGCUAGCUCACUGUGUCAGGUGGAAGGGGCUGAGAGAGCAGCAGGGCCAUAUCUUUCUGUAUGGCCAGGGACCCUGGGACUGUCCGGAGGCAGGACUGGGGCCAGGGUCCUCUGGGAGUCAGCCAGACACUGGGUGAUGAAUGGUACAGGGAGCCGAUGAGAAACAGGCUCUGGGCCAGGAAAAACAGCCCAGAGCUACAGGUGUUCUGCUGUUCCUGCUCCUUUCCUGUCUUAAUCCCUCCUGUUUGGUGACAGCACUCAGCCAGGCCUGGAGACCAGCAGGGAACACCUGGUGACCUGAGAGUAAAUUUCUAUGGGGGAUGGAGAUGGUCACAUGUGUCUGGUUUCUGUGAACGUCACACUCCACGUCAUUGCAGGAGACAGAGUUACAAAUGACCCAGCACACCGCACGGCAACACAUGCUUGGCUGGGAGUGGGCACACAUGUGAGAGACAGAGUAGAAGACUCCAUGGAGGGGUCAUUUGACCCCUUGACCAUUUGAAUGGGGUCAUGAAAGUGGGCCCCCCCCCCCACCUCCAUAGCCCCAGUCUCUGCACAGACUGGCCCCAACCCUAGGACUCACAGAUCUGCCUUCUGGGAAUCCCUGGGGUGGCCCAAGGCAGCCUGCCCUCCUCAGCAAGAGAUCACACAGCCAACUUCCUCCAUCCAAAGCCUUCCAGAACCUCACCACUGGCUUUGCCAACAUGGUGGACAUUUCCCCUUCUCAGAACAUAAGGGAGUGAGAUUCUCUGGCUGCUCUUUCCAUGAAUGAGCAGGUGAGGGGGGAGAAGGAGGGCUGUAGCACUUGGGGAAGGGGCUCUCUUAGAAAGUUCCUGGAAGGUGAGAGGGAACAGGAGGGGAGGAGACAAUACUGUGGCCUAGAGGAUGGGGUCUGCCCAGAGCUGGAGCCCAUCUGGAUCCCGGUGUACCCUCCCAGAAGUUCAGGGUUGGCACCAACCCACUUUAGGGCCUUAAAAAGGUUGCUCCUGCUGAGGUCUGGUCCCCCACAAAGUGCUGACUCUGGAUCGGAUGUGAUGAAAGAGGGAAAAUGACUGUAGCAAUUGAGUUCAUGGCAAAUGCUUGUGUGUGUGUCCCCUCAUUUAAAAAACAAUCUCUGUGCAUUGUUGAUUCUGGGACUGUCCUCUCUCUGCCUCUCUGGAGAAUUUUAUGGGAUUCCAAGCUUGGUUUAGAAUGUAGGAAAAACACCUACCCACCCCGUGCUGUGCACAAAGUAGGAGCCUAGUGAAUGCAUGUGCCUUUUCUUUAGCCGUUCAAAGUGGUCACUUGGGGUUGAGGGAAAAGGGGCUUCCCCAGCCUAGAAGCUGAUGGGCCUUUGGUCCCUGCCUCCCCUCCUUCUUCCCUCUCCAGCUGAGGACAGAUACCUGGAUGUCAUAACAUACUCCGUGUCCUCACCUGUAUAUUCUGGGACACAGGCUGGGGAGGGUACCUGAGUAGGUCCCCUCUGACUGAGGAUGGACUUUCUUGCACCGUGGGCUGCCCUGUACCAGUCCCAGGAUGGAUGCAGAAGGGUGAGGCACUAAUCCUGCUUGUUGGGCAGGAUGCUGGCAGGAGGGCGGGGAUGAGCAGGGGCGGGGCUUCCAGAACAAAGGAGAAUGGGGAGCCCUGGGGGCCCAGGCUAGGCAUCAAAAAGGCUCUGCAGAGUGAGCAGGCUAUCGCAGCUGCCUGCCUCUGUGUCCAGCAGUCAGUCAGCCAGCUUGCGCCGGUCCCUUCUGCCUGCCCCAGACGGGCACCAAACAACACUCUGCUUAGAGAGGCCUUGUUCUCCAGCGUGAUUGCGCCCACACUGCUCUGUGGUUUUCUCUACUUGGUGUGGGUUGCUGCUGCAGUUCCAGAGGAGGGCAGAGGGAUGGCUGAGAGUGGAGCCAGGAGCCGGGAGGGCCGUCGGGAGCAUGCCUUCAUCCCGGAGCCCUUUGAUGGAGCCAACGUAGCCCCACACCUCUGGCUGCACCGCUUCGAGGCCAUCAAUGACCUCAACCAUUGGGACCAUGUCACCAAACUAAGGUUCCUGAAAGAGUCCCUCAGGGGAGAUGCCCUGGAGGUCUACAGUGGACUCAGCCCCAAGGACCAGGAAGACUAUGGGGCUGUGAAAGAGACCCUCCUGAAGGCCUUCGGGGGGCCCGAGGCCACCCACAGCCACCUGCCCAAGGAGAUCGUCUUUGCCAACAGCAUGGGUAAGGGCUACUACCUCAAGGGGAAAAUUGGCAAAGUGCCCGUGAGGUUCCUGGUGGACUCGGGGGCCCAGGUCUCUGUGGUCCACCCCAACUUGUGGGAGGAGGUCACAGAUGGUGACUUGGACACUCUGCGGCCCUUUGAGAAUGUGGUAAAAGUGGCCAAUGGGGCUGAAAUGAAGAUCCUGGGCAUUUGGGAUACAGUGGUGUCCCUGGGCAAGCUGAAGCUGAAGGCAGAGUUCCUAGUGGCCAAUGCAAGUGCUGAAGAAGCCAUCAUUGGUACCGAUGUGCUCCAGGACCACAAUGCCGUCCUGGACUUCGAGCAUCGCACGUGCACCCUGAAGGGGAAGAAGUUCCGGCUCCUGCCUGUUGGAGGGUCCCUGGAAGAUGAGUUCGACCUGGAGCUCAUAGAGGAGGAGCCCUCCUCAGGGGAGGGGGGACAGCAGCUCUCCUACUGAGAAGCCCCCUUUUCUUUACCCCCCAAACAUUGGUUGGAAGACCCACCACAAUGGAGGGGAAGGGCAGAUAUCCCCACUGGGGUCACUGGGUUUUGCCAGCCCUCUGGGUUUUGCCUCCUCCUCUUUCUGCAGGGGCCUUAAGCUGCCGCUGGUGGGGGAGGCUUCUAUCUGAAAAGGCACAGGUGAGGGAGAACAGGCUGGCCAUCUCAGUGGGAGGGAGAGUCCUCUUGGUGGUCAAGCGGUUAUUGCUGCCAAAGAUUUAAGGCUGGAAGAAGGUUCCAAGAAGGCUAGAAGUGACUGUCUUGGAGAGAGAACUGGGGCACCCCGUCAGAUCGAUCCCCUGAGUUAUGGCUCAGUCACCUUGAGGUGCAUGCAGUUUAUUUCAGCUGGGCUGGAUCCUGGCUGCAAGAUCCUCACAGGCAAGACCCAGCGCUUGCGGAUGAGGGUCACAGCUGCUCUGGGAUUCUUUCCUGUUGGGUCUUCCCACCUACCUGUAUGAUGUAGUUUCCUUCUGUCAUUGCUUUGAAACCCAUCGAGCCUUAUGCCAAUAAUUCAUUACUUCAAAAACCAAUAAAAAUUGACUCAUGGAAAAACCACAUAAUGUGUUGACUGGGGAUGAAUGGAAUGGAUGUGAGAGGCUGGGUACAACAGGGAGAAAAUGUCAAAGAGAAGGAAGAUCUAGUCAGUGAGUGACUAGCCUGGAGAUGUAAGAGAAUAUAUACACAGUGACUGUAUAUAUGUUUUGGAUUUUCUAAGAUAGCCUCAGUUUCAAAUAUUUUUACUUAUUUCUUCCAUAAUUCCUCUAAUUAUUUCAAACUCCAAUAUGUUUGCAUCCAAAUUGCCUCUUAUCCCCAAGAGUGACCCUAAAGUUAUUUGUGAGGUGCUGAUUGGAGAUAGGAAGAUUAUGGUUAUUGUAAACAAGUGGGCAAGUACCUUCCUGACAAAUAGUUCUUACAGCCACCGGGGAAACAGAGGUGACCUUGGAGUCAGAAAGGUGAGGGGACAAGUGUUGACCUGCACGGGGCAGCCCAAGGGAGUCUGGAGGACAGAGGAGCAGGUAGCAGUGGGCGCUCUGGCAUCAGGAGGACAGCUCCUUCCUGGAGGGACUUGGGGCCUGAAAGAGAGAGAUGGGAUGAAGUGGGGAGGACAUUCCUAGAUCUGGGAAUGGGGUGUUCAUCUCUUUUAGGGCUCUACCUCAUAUCUGCUCCCAGGUUUCUGCCUCUCUCUUUGGAACUCAGUAGGGUUGGAAAUUUGGAAACACCCAGGCGAAAAGAUCUGCAGGGAGACCAAGGGUGCAAAGCCUCAAGAGCUGUUGAAGAUGAAGGCCAUCUUCCCUUCAUGAGGGUGGGAUGAGCCUCUCCUGGAAGUUUCCACCCAGACAUCCGUCCCCAGGGGAGAGACAAAUAGCUAAGCAGGAGCCAGAGGCAGGGAUGAGUCUUUUUUCUCAGAAGCCCCUGGGGACUUGACCCUGGCCCUCCUGAAGCUGCUCUGAGCCAGGGGUGCUUGCUUCCUUCUCAGAGUCCAGCUGUGAUUCUCCUGGAAACUGAGGCCCAGGUGCAGCCCUAAUCCUCAUGAUUACUGCAGCCCAUCCCUGCGCAGCCAAGCGUAUUAAAAGGAAUUGGCUCCAGGCUCAGGGCACGUGAGGCGGUGGGCGGUGCUGGAUCAGAAGGAAGUCUUUUUCCGGUGAAGUGAGGCCUGGAGAGGGGGUGCCCUGUGAGAGGCCUGGCUGUGGAGGUGGGAGAACUCCAGAAGGAGGUAGGAGGACUGGGGAAGGGGAUGGUCUCCUUGUGCCUCCCAGGUCCCUUUCUCAAGUUUGGUUUUCAGCUCCUAACAAAUGUGGCUUCUCUCCUAGGCCAAGCCCUCCCCUCAGGGGACAACCCAGGUGGCACCUCCCUGUGACCUAUUUUCCUUCAGG